Messenger RNA from Ylistrum balloti, 913 nucleotides. Its product is annotated as zwei Ig domain protein zig-3-like. Gene Ontology annotation, cellular component: plasma membrane; axon. The record is from RefSeq and is a predicted model, not a curated record. Gene Ontology annotation, molecular function: cell-cell adhesion mediator activity. NCBI's taxonomy places the organism in Eukaryota, Metazoa, Mollusca, Bivalvia, Pectinida, Pectinidae. The transcript is spliced from 8 exons. Bases 1 to 828 code for a protein of 275 amino acids. Gene Ontology annotation, biological process: homophilic cell-cell adhesion; dendrite self-avoidance; axon guidance.
AUGUUUGGGUCGAAGGAUAUACGGGGUGACCUGGAGCGACACUCCCAUGUCGCGGUCUACCGCUUCUGUUCACAAGUGACGCAUACUGAAGCGAGAACUCCUUACGGAACCGCGAAGCGACAGACAUCAAGGAGAUCAGGCUUGGAUUUAUUCUUCAAGAAAAAUGGUGAUUUACCUCGUAAGACGGUCGUACUGGACAAGAGUGCCGUAUUAACAUGUCAGGCUGGCGGUACUCCUCCCCCUACCAUCCACUGGGUUAAAGAUGGACAACAUCGCAUUGAACAGGGUGACAUGCUUUCAAAUACAAACGACGAGGCGUUUUACGAAGAUGUUGUCGAUAAGGAGGGUCGUCCAUUAUUAAGGAGGAGUUUUACCAAAGCUCUUCUUUAUCUCGACUGUAUCACACCGGAUAUGGAGGGAGACUACUCUUGCGUGGCGGACACUCCCACACAGAGGAUUGUUAGCACUACCACCCUGGGAGUAGAUAGACUUCUAGAUGACAGGGAAGAGAGUUGUCUUGUGAAAAGAGCAUUUACUGAAAAAAUGCCAGCUCGCAUUUAUCAGUGGACAAGUAACAGGUUAGAGAAAAGGGGUGCCACCAUCCAGUUGUUUUGCCGCGCAGAAGGCUUCCCUACACCACGUAUCACGUGGAAGACCCCGGAUCUCCAGAUUAUCUCGGAGGAGGAUCUCGGAUACGAGCUUUUACCAAACGGCGAUCUUCUGAUCAGAAAUGUGCAAUGGGCUCAACACAUGGGAGUGUUUACCUGUAUAGCCGAAAAUGAUUCCGGCAAGGAUAAGAAAAUCACAUUUGUAUAUCCGACCAAAUGAGUGAUGUCUACGGCCCUUAACGACGAUAUACAUGUAAGGCCACGGUGCAGGCCCUAAUUACGUGGUUAACAGUGUGACGGUCCUA